AUGUUGGGCGGUCCUGCAGGGCUACCAGGGAACGUCGUUCGCGGGAACACCAUCUUCUGCCUGACGCAUGUGGACGAUCGGGCGUAUUACAUACCGCGUGGGUACAAGUUGAAGGACCGGAUCUACUGCUGGCGUGUAAAGGCCGACCGUGAGACAGGGCGCAUCUUUUAUGUGAACUGUGGUGGCUUGGGGGAGAGCUGGGCGCUGCCGGACUUGCUCGCAGAUAACUACGACCUGCGCACGCAAGCGCUGGACGGCAGCCCGCGAUGCUUUUCGUCUUUGUCGGGGCUUUCGCCCACUGCGAGGCAAGUUGCCAGCGAGGACGCUGUGGCGGUGCUGGAGGCAGCGGCGGCGGUAGCAGUUCCCUCGGUGGAACUGAGCAACGAGGCGAAGCAAAGCCGUGAUGACGACACAAUAUUUUCUUUGACGUCACCGUCAGCGAGCAACGUGUGCCACGGCACGAGGGAGAAAACUUUUUUUCUGGCCUCCAUGCAGCACAGUGUUGCUGACAUUUACCUUAACGACAUUACUUAUCUGCGGUCAUUUGACGCGGAGGUACAGGCACCGGCGUCUGCUGCAACGACGGUGCGCGGCGAACCAGAUGGCGCCCGCAUGCCUUGCGAAGGCAGCGGUGCCGAAUUCUCCCCUCUUGAGGCGCAGCUGCGGAGACAAAUUGAGGACUACGCCGAGGAGGUUGCCACACUUCGUCAAAAGCUGGCCGAACGGGAACGCAUCUUGAUGGAGAAGGAUCUGGCGCUGCUGGAGCUGGAGGAGCGCAUGGUGAACAUGCGACUGCGCAUGCUGAAGGCCGUGAGCGCACAUCGCAAGGCCACCUUCCCGUGA
Molecule: messenger RNA, 843 nt
Organism: Trypanosoma rangeli
Lineage: Eukaryota; Euglenozoa; Kinetoplastea; Trypanosomatida; Trypanosomatidae
Exons: 1
Coding region: 1-843 (280 amino acids)
Molecular function (GO): protein binding
Source: RefSeq, a predicted model, not a curated record